AUGUCACAUACAAAUUCUAUAAAAAAGAUUUUAUCGCAUAAAUUUAUUGACGAGGUAAAGCUAAGAAAAUACAUUAAGAAGUUAAUGAUUCCUCUUGGUCCAGAGGUAUGGACAGUCUUUUUAAAAGGAGGUCAUUCUGAUGAAUACACUGCUCUCGUAGAAAUGAGUUUUAAUCACAAUAAUUCUUACACUCCUUCAGAAGAUAUUCUUAUUUUUAUCAAAAAUAACAAUCUUCCUUUUUUCCAUCAGUUAGAAAUAAACAAAAAAAUUUUUCACCAAAUACAAAUAGACAUUAAAAGACUAAACCCUAGACAUGUGAAAAUAGGGAACCAAGACAUUUCAAAAUCAUAUCAGAAUAUUUUACUACUUAUAUCACAUAGAAGAUAUAAUUUAGGGUAUGUACAAGGGAUGGCAGAUUUUCUUGUUCCUUUUUUACAAUCAUGUCCCGAAUAUCAAGCGUAUUUUUUAUAUCUUGAUUUAAUUAAAAAAAUCGAGUUUAAUAUUAUUAAUUUACAAGGAAAUCUAAUACUUAGAUUUAGAGAGACAAUGGAAAAUAUUGAUCCAGUUUUGUGUACAUAUCUAAGUGAAAUAGGACUAGAGUUUCAUGUGUUUAGUUUUAGAUGGUUUAAUUGUUUGUUUUUUAGAGAGUUUAAAUAUGAAGAAUAUCUUAAAAUAUUUACUUUUAUUCUUGCACACAAAAACAUAAAUAAUAUUUUAAUUUACAUAGCAGUGGGGAUAUUAAGUAUUUUAAAGAGUGAUAUAAUCAGACAGGGAUAUAAUGAUAAUGUGUUGAUGAUACAAGAUUUGAAUAAUAGAAAGGGUGUUAAAGUGGAGAAGAUACUAGAAAAAGCUAAAAGGUUGUAUAAAUGUAAAAAAUUGUAG
Messenger RNA from Vairimorpha ceranae, 882 nucleotides. RefSeq names its product gtpase activating protein. Lineage: Eukaryota; Fungi; Microsporidia; Nosematidae. The coding region runs from base 1 to 882 and encodes 293 amino acids. Gene Ontology annotation, molecular function: GTPase activator activity. Gene Ontology annotation, biological process: activation of GTPase activity. The record is from RefSeq and is a predicted model, not a curated record. The transcript has a single exon.